Humulus lupulus (European hop) is the source of this 1968-nucleotide messenger RNA. Its product is annotated as PHD finger protein EHD3-like. NCBI's taxonomy places the organism in Eukaryota, Viridiplantae, Streptophyta, Magnoliopsida, Rosales, Cannabaceae. The record is from RefSeq and is a predicted model, not a curated record. The transcript is spliced from 3 exons. The coding region runs from base 70 to 1482 and encodes 470 amino acids.
CAACCUUUCAAAGAACAACAAGGCGUUUUCGUAGAAAAUACUUGUGAGCAUAAGCAAACUUGCCUCUGCAUGGAUGAUUUGAAAAAUUGUUCACGGAGGCCUUGGAAAAUUGUUUUGGAGCAUAUGUAUCAGUCUUUAAGUGAGAGUGAAGGUGGUAUGCAUGGAUGCAUUCAAGAUGCACUUGAAUUCUUUCCUGAUAUUAAUCAUGUAGCAAGAGCUAAGUGUGAUCAUCACAUUGAGAAUAGAGAGAGCUGCAGUUCACAACCACAUAGUCUCUUAAAAGGAUUUCAGAAAGAAGCUAGUGGGCAAGUGGGUGUUGUAUCCAAUGGACAUUUAGAUAGCUUAAAGCAUCGCUCAGUCACUGAGAUGUGUCAUCAUGCUUGUUUUGAUAUUCUAACAUCAGAAAAGUUUACCUCACUCUGCAAGCUUUUGUUAGAAAACUUCCAAGAAAUGAAGAUUGACAGAUUUUUUGACGUUACUCUUAUAAACUCAAGGAUGAAAGCUGGAGCCUACAACCAUUCUCCUAUGCUAUUCCAUUCAGAUAUUCAACAGGGUUUGGGAAAGCUUCAAGCAGUUGGUGCUGAGAUGGUUUCUCUUGCGAAAAACCUCUCUGAUUUUUUGAGUUCUUGCUAUAGUAAGCAGGUGGGGGGUUUAGUUCGCAGCGCAUCUGAAGAUGGAAAACAAGAGUUCUGCCGCUGGGAAUCUGACGCUCACACUAAGGUGGAUCGGGGAGAGGAUUGUUGUGAAUACAGAACUUGCCCUUGUAGGCGUUGUGGAUACAAAGCAGAUGGGAGGGACUGUCUAGUUUGUGAUUCAUGUGAGGAGAUGUAUCACAUAUCCUGCAUUGAACUAGCUGUUGAAGAGAUUCCCCCAAAAAGUUGGUAUUGUGCUGCUUGCACUGCCUGUGGAAUUCGUUCACAUCGUGAAAAUUGUGUGGUGUGUGAGAGGAUGAAUAAGACUGUGGGCAAGGGUGUUGGUAAUGGAAGUUCUUGUACAAAUGAAGAGGCACUUGAACUGGGUGAUGAUUCAAACUGUGGUACAGGUGAAGAAAAACGAGAUACAAGAAGGUGUUUGACAAAAAAGCAGCUAAAAUCGUAUGGUACUACUGGCUGGUACUGCCCAUCUUGCUUGUGCAGAUCUUGUCUUACUAAUAAAGAUGAUGAUGAUAUCAUUAUAUGUGAUGGCUGCGAUUGUGCGUACCAUAUCUAUUGUCUGAAACCAGAACUGACUAGUUUUCCAGAGGGACAGUGGUUUUGCAGAUCGUGUGCAGAUAAAUUGCAUGCAAUAAGGACAGCAAAAAGGGCAUAUGAGAAUUAUGAAAACAAACAGAAAAAGAAACGCAGUGGAAGAAUAUUGACAUUUGAAAAUCAUGGAAAGUGGAAAAGUAAAGGAAUCAUGGGAUCAGAUAAAGGUGGAGGAAUGGAGAUGUUGUUAACUGCAGUCAAUACUCUUAACUAUGAAGAGGAUUUGGCUGGCAUUUAGGUCAAAACUACUAGAUAAUGCUGGGAUAGAGGGAGACUGUAAUUUUCAGUCUCAACGAGUAAUGUCUCACCUCUUAGGCGUAUAUCCUUAUGCUAAUGAUUUUCUUUUUUCCCUCGCUAAUUUCCUUUUGCCUCGUUAAUUUGAGGGCUGAUAUUUUGGUAGGUUGUAAGCUGAGUUCGAUUUGCUGAUAUAUAUAUAUAUAUAUAUUUUGAUACGCAUCUCAGGGAAGACUUCCUCCCCUUGUUGAAGUGAAAGGGUAUGAGAAUCACUACGUCAAUCUGGUAGAGUGACCAUUUUAAUAGCCAUUGUUGAAUAUGCAUGUUUCUAAUACUGUACCAUACAAGUACAUAUGUUUGUUUCAAGAGCUAUUAGAAGCUAAUGUUUUUUGUCAGUCAUUCUUGUAAAAUGCAGAAAAACGAGUUAUGACACAGCUGCUCUUGGUAAUCAAAAUUAAGGAUAUUUUUCUUUCUUCAAAAAAAAAAAAAA